AUGUACCUGGCAACACUCCACGAGACGGAGCAGUACGCACUCUACCUCCGGAGUGCUCCACACAAGGCUGCCGGACUUGUCUCCGAGUGCUCGGACCCAGGGACCAAGGACAAGAUCUUGGCAGAGCUAAAGGAUGAGUGGCAGUUGAUUCUAGAGCUGGAAGGCUCGGCAUCCGGAGCUGCUCUCUUGAGGGCCAACUGUUUGCAUUGCACAUUCCAGUGCUUUCGUGAAACGAUGGGUGCCUAUGAGAAAAGCAACUGGAAGCUCGAAGCCGAAGCCAACGGAAUCACCGCCGCCUGGUUCCCGUCGUUUUGUCAGUCGGCAAGCUUAGAGUCGGUGUUCGGCGACUUGUCCGACGCAUGCAAAAGGAGCCUGCAGAACAGACUCGGCACAGCGGAUGGGGCACCCGACCAGGUGCAAGGAAAGAAUCCGGAAGUCGCGGCUGCUGGCUUCUGGGCGAGCAACUGCUUCGCCACCGGCAUGCUGCUGAAGUACAAGGACUGCUUCUACGUGGCCACUGGCAAAACCCCGGGUGUUUUGCAGGCAGCUCGCCUGAUGGAGCUUCCCUAUGUUUUCUCUGGGAAGCUGCCACAGCAGGCGACGGACGAGACGCGAAUGCCGUGCAACGCGCCAGUGGAAGAGGACCCCCUCGACGAGGGAUCCAGAACCGCGGCUCUGACUUUGGAUGUUGGAAGGCAUCUGAUCCACCAGCUCUGCUUCGAGUACGACGAGGUGAGGCUUUAUGGCUACACUUUGCACAUUUGUGACAAAAGCUUGGAGGCGAAGUGUGGCACAGCUGUGAUCCUCAGAAGGGGUCUCCAGGAGCUCCCUUUGAUGGAGUAUCUGGUGUUUUCGCAGCAGAUUCUUCUGUGUACGAAUGCAUCCCUGACGGAACUGCUGCAGCAGCACGACAUCCAGAUGCCGAAGAACUCCACGAAGCCCCAGAGGCUCAGGCGAAUCUUGGCUAUGGAUCAGGUCCGGAAUGCUUGCGGCGACGCAAAGAUCCAGAAGCUGCUCAGUCUCUUGGAAGCAGGAAGCAAAGAAAAAAACAAGGAAAAGGAGAACGAAGAGCAGAAGGACGAGGACGAGGUUGAAUGGGAGGAGCUUUUGGAAGAUCCGGCAACGGAGGCUUGCAAGCAGCUCCUUGCGCGGAUGGAAGAAGAAGAGAAGCAGGAUGAAGACAAGCAGGACCGUUAG
Molecule: messenger RNA, 1197 nt
Organism: Symbiodinium necroappetens
Lineage: Eukaryota; Dinophyceae; Suessiales; Symbiodiniaceae
Source: the annotation of a GenBank genome assembly